ACUGACAUUUUCUCCUUAGGGAUAAAUAAACAAAAAAAUACCUGCUCUGUGCAUCUUCCUCCUGUGAAGAGGAGUGGUGGUGGGGAGAGACGUAUAUAAUGGUCUCGAGCACAGGGGGAGAGAAACAACAACUUAUCGUUCAGAGCAACCAAUUACAAUGUAUUUCUCAGCUCUUCUUGUCACACUCUUAGCUGCCGUAGCAGUCCGCGCAUUUCCAACUGGAGUGCCCCCGUCAGUAUGUGAAUCCAUGAUGCCCGGCCAUGGGGUACCACCGCAAACCAGCCCAUCUCCCUAUGAUAUUAUUAUUGAAAAAACUAAUCUCCAAAGAGGUCAAUCUACGAAGAUUACAAUCAAAGGUCAAAAAGAUGCCACCUUCAGAGGCAUCUUCGUUCAAGCCAGAGGGGAUAAAGACACACCAAUAGGAAGGUUCACUGUGUCUGACAAUGACGGAAAACUCCUCGAUUGUGGUGAAGGAGAAGAAAAUGCUGUUUCCCAUAUAAAUGCCAGUGAUAAAAAAGAGAUAACUGUUGUUUGGACUGCACCAAAGGAUUAUAAAGGAGAAGUUAUCAUCUAUCUUACUACUGUUAAAGUUUUUGAUAUAUUCUGGGUUAAACAAAAAUCUGCACCUAUAACUAUCUCCUGAAGAAAUGUGUUCUAGUGGUGGCUAUUAUCAACAAAAUGGUCGAAGAAUAAAUCAUUUAUGUCUGCUUGUUAUGAUAUUGCUGAAAUAUAUUUUUAAUUUUUU
Molecule: messenger RNA, 745 nt
Organism: Nezara viridula (southern green stink bug)
Lineage: Eukaryota; Metazoa; Arthropoda; Insecta; Hemiptera; Pentatomidae
Source: the annotation of a GenBank genome assembly